CUCGGAGCGAUUGGCCCGUGCGGAUCAUGUGGGAGAAGCAGGAAUCCUGAGUUGUAGCUUUUGGCACUCCUUUUUCUUUUAAAGCGCUUGCUCUUUUCAGCUCCCCGGGGCUUUUUGCCUUCCUCCUUUCAUUACCCUGAUUAUAAUCUGGAGUAGCCACAGCAGAGACGGAGGGAGUGAUUUUAAAGGCGCUGAGAUGUUGAAGCAGGUGCCCAGGACUUCGGGCACCGGGUGUUACUACCUGAACUCGGUGUCACCUGAGGGCCAGGACAUGUACUUGAGAUUUGAUCAAACCGCCCGGCGCCCUCCCUACAGGAUGAGCCGGAUCCUCGCUCGUCACCAACUCCUGACGAAAAUUCAGCAAGAAAUUGAGGCAAAGGAAGCGUGUGACUGGCUACGUGCAGCUGGAUUCCCCCAGUAUGCUCAGUUCUAUGAGGACUCCCAGUUUCCCAUUGACAUCACUGCAGUAAAGAAAGAUCAUGAUUUUCUUGACAAGGACCUUGUAGAACCUCUUUGCAGACGACUGAACACACUGAACAAGUGCGCCUCAAUGAAACUCGAUGUGAACUUCCAAAGAAAAAAGAGUGAAGAUUCAGAUGAAGACGACCUCUGUGCUAUCAGUAAUAAAUGGACUUUCCAAAGAACCAGCAGACGAUGGUCUCGGGUGGACGACAUUGAUGCUUUGCUUCACCGAUCUGACAGGCAUGGAUCUUCUGGGGACAUUAAAAUGAAAAACACAACAAGCAGUGAGAGUGUCCUUACAGAUCUGAGUGAACCUGAGGUCUCAUCUAUUCACAGUGAGAGCAGUGGGGGAAGUGACAACAGGAGUCAGUCUGGCAUCAGCAGCGCUGCCAGGGAGAUCUGCAGCUGCUCUGGCCAGCAUGAUGUGGAAAGCACACUGCUGCAAGACUCCAGUGCAAUAAACACUGCCCUGUCCACCAAGGACAACCUGAAGAAUGAGAAACCAACACGAACCAAAGCCAAAGCCUUUCUAAAACGCAUGGAGACACUCAAAGGAAAAAGUGUGCAUGGAAAACCAAAAGGGUCUGGAAAAACGGGUCCUUUAGAGAUAAGUGGACCUGUUCUCCAGUAUGAGCCAAAAUCCUUGAAGGACAUGCACUGUGUACAGAUAGUCAAUGGCAAUCUCCAAAACUUAGGACAAGAUUCAGUCAAAAGGGGACUUUCUUUUUCUGCCAAAUCCAGCAGUGACAGCAGUCAGUCUGAAAACAGCAGCAGUGGGGUGAGCACACCCUGUUUGAAAGACCGCAAAUGCCACGAAGCAAACAAGAGAGGUGGGAUGUACCUGGAGGACUUGGAUGUUCUGUCAGGAACAGCCUUACGGCAAGUGGUGGACCAAAACCUCAAAAAUGAGUUUCAUUCUCAAGAGAACUUGGUUGUGCAUAUUCCCAAGGAUCACAAACCAGGAACCUUUCCUAAGGCACUUUCUAUUGAAAGCCUCUCACCUACAGACAACAGCAACAGUGUAAACUGGAGGACGGGAAGCAUCUCUUUGGGAAAGCAGAACUGCUCGACUCCAAAAGAGCCUGGAUUGAUGGCUUGCUGUCCUAAAGAGAGCAGAAUCAGUAUUUAUGACAACGUGCCAGGUUCCCACUUGUAUGCUAGUACUGGAGACCUCCUGGACUUAGAGAAAGGUGUCCUUUUCCCUCAUUUAGAUGACAUCUUGCAGCAUGUCAAUGGACUCCAGGAGGUGGUAGAUGGCUGGUCAAAGAAUGUGUUGCCAGGUCUGCCAGCUGAUGAUGUGUCAGUCAGGGAACCACCAUCAUUGCCUUUCCAGUCACCCACACAGAUCACUCUUGAUUUUGAAGGAAACUCUGUCUCUGAUGGCCGGACCACACCAAGUGAUGUGGACAGAGAUGGAACAUCCCUGAAUGAAUCUGAAGCCACUGGUGUUAGGGACAGGAGAGACUCUGGGGUGGGAGCAUCACUCACAAGGCCAAGCAGGAGAUUACGAUGGCACAGUUUCCAGAUUUCUCACCGCCUGAGCCACUCCAUCGCAUCGCUGCACAUCAGCAAUCAGUCAGCAGCCCAACUGAACCUACUGCAAAAAUUCUCUCUGCUUCGUCUUACUGCCAUCAUGGAAAAGUACUCCAUGUCAAACAAACAUGGCUGGACCUGGUCUGUGCCAAAGUUCAUGAAGAGGAUGAAAGUCCCUGACUAUAAGGACAAGAAUGUCUUUGGUGUGCCUCUGAUUGUUCAUGUCCAGAGAACAGGACAGCCUCUCCCACAGAGCAUACAGCAAGCUCUCCGCUACUUACGGAACAACUGUCUGGACCAGGUGGGUCUGUUCCGAAAAUCAGGAGUGAAAUCCCGAAUCCAGGCCCUCCGUCAGAUGAAUGAGAACUCCCCAGAAAAUGUCAGCUAUGAAGACCAGUCAGCAUAUGAUGUGGCAGACAUGGUAAAGCAAUUUUUCAGGGACUUGCCAGAACCUCUUCUCACAAGUAAACUAGGAGAGACCUUUCUACACAUCUACCAAUAUGUCCCCAAGGAGCAGCGGCUGCAGGCGGUGCAGGCAGCCAUCAUGCUGAUGUCUGAUGAGAACCGGGAGGUUUUGCAGACCCUGCUGUGCUUCCUCAGUGAUGUCACCUCUGUGGAAGAGAAUCAGAUGACUCCUAUGAACAUAGCUGUUUGUCUGGCCCCGUCCCUCUUCCAUCUUAACAUAGUGAAGAAGGAAAGCUCACCUAGAGUAAUACAGAAAAAAUAUGCAACAGGGAAGCCAGAUCAGAAGGACCUCAGUGAAAACCUGGCAGCUACUCAGGGACUUGCUCACAUGAUAAUGGAAUGCAACAAACUUUUUGAGGUUCCACAUGAGAUGGUCACCCAGUCCCGAAACUCCUAUGUUGAUGCAGAAGUGCAUUCUCCCACCCUAGAUGAGCUGGGGAAACAAGCAGACGAGGAAGGAGGCAGCUAUCAGAUGUACCUGGAAAGUCUCAUGCAGAAUCUCCAGAAAGAAGCAAAAGAGAAAUUCAAAGGAUGGGUGACGUGUUCCAGUAUGGAGAACACAGAACUUGCCUACAAAAAGGUUGGGGAUGGGAACCCCCUAAGGCUUUGGAAAGCCUCAGUUGAAGUUGAAGCUCCCCCAUCAGUUGUUCUGAACAGAGUGCUGAGGGAACGUCACCUCUGGGAUGAGGACUUCUUGCAGUGGAAGGUGGUGGAGAGCCUGGACAAGCAGACAGAAGUUUAUCAGUAUGUUUUGAACAGCAUGGCUCCUCAUCCAGUCCGAGAUUUUGUUGUUCUAAGGACAUGGAGGACAGAUUUGCCAAAGGGGAUGUGCAUGCUGGUGGCCAUCUCUGUGGAACAUGAAGAGGCUCCUCUUAUGGGAGCUGUGCGAGCAAUUGUGAUGGACUCUCAGUACUUGAUAGAGCCAUGUGGCUCAGGAAAAGCCAGGCUCACCCACAUCUGCAGAAUUGACCUAAAAGGGCAUUCCCCAGAGUGGUACAACAAAGGCUUUGGACAUCUGUGUGCAGCAGAAGUUGCCAGGAUCAGAAACUCAUUUCAGCCUCUGAUUGCUGAGGGACCAGAAACAAAAAUCUGAGGAAGUGUUCCUGGGAACAUGUGAGCAUAAAUCAGGGUCUGGAAGGGAAUAGGAAUACUGAAAGCAAAGAUUUUAUUUAAGCUGGAGAAAUCUGACUAGACCUGGGUUUGUACAAAGGUGGAACAGGAAUUUUAUAGGAAAGUUUUUUUAUUGUGGAGACUUCACCUCCCCCUGCCACAUCCCUUCUGUAUUAAUUUCAGUUAUUGAGGUAAACAUUUCUUCAGAGAGCUUUUAUCAUUAUUACUUUAAAAUCAGACUAUUGUCAUUACUUGUGUGUUACAUAACUGGUAUUUAAAGGCUUCUAAGAAGCAUAUUUUAAUUGUAAAUAUAUUAUGUACAGUAUGUAUAUAUCUAUAUUAUAUCUAUAUAUAUGUAUAUGUAUAAAUUAAUUAUUUUGUAUAUAACUCAGUGCAAAUCACUUGCAUCAGUUGGACCUUAAAUGAAUCUGUCACUUGUUCCUUAGUGUGUCACUGCUCCAUAAGCUGUGUUUGCUGUUAUCACAGGGCUCUGGGCAUCAUCUGUGUGAUAACAGGAAUGCCUGUUCUCAAAGAUGUGUCAUGUUUGUGUAUGCUGUGAGAAGGUACCUAGAAAUAGAUGUAGGAAGAAUCAUAAGUCCUAAGGAGGAGGGAGGCUACUGUACGGUUAAAAAUAAUGAGUGGGUCAGUUUCACCAAAAAACCAUGUGGAAAUGUAACUGAGAGAGGCAUUUUGAAGACCAUUUAUAUUCAUUCAGCUGCAGAAAGUUUGUGACUGUUAAUAUAAGGUGUUGAGAACUUACCUAUUGCCUUAAUUAGUGGUAUAUCUGCUGCUUGAGAACCUGGCUGUGUGCAGUGUUCUAAGUAACUGGGCACCCUUGAAGAGUAGAGGAUAAUGCUGUGUGUGCUGAGGUGUCUGAAAUCAGGCUGGUCAGUUAUUCAGCCCUAAAUCUGGGGUUUUAGCAUUUUGUCUAGGUUCUGAGUCAGUGUUUCUGUGUUGUUUUUUCCUUCUCCCAUAGAGAUGGCUAAUUGUUAAGAAGCUCCAAAGCAGAUUUUCCACAUCCAGUGGACACAAAGAUGUGCAGAUGAAUACCAUGCCUUUUAAUAUUCUUACUAUACAAAUAACUAAACUUUUUUUAAGCUUUUAAGCACAACACAGAGAUUUAAAAGAAUAAAUGCAGACUAUGCUUGGAAAGAUUGCUUUUUAUAGUAACAGCAAGCAUUUUCAUAUUAUGUUGCAAGGAUCUGCAUGAUUCUGCCUCUAUAGGCAUUGGUGGGAGCGGGAUUAGCCCCUGACUAUGAGGAGUAGGAGCCAUUUAAGCCUAUUAUAUCAUUUCAUUUUCAGGGACCUAUUAUUCUGCUAAUGGAAGAAUGCUUUAAAAGUCAUAAUAAUAAUUUCUUGAUGUUACCUUUGAGGCAGGGUUCUGUUUUGUUUUUAACUAACCUAAGACCAAAAGUGAUAUUACAUCUAGGAUUCAGUAAGAAUGUACAAGCCUGUUAAUACUGUUCUUCAUUAACCACAUUUGUUCACUUUGACUUUAUUUAUUGCUGCAUAAAGCAGCUGAGUCAUUCAUAGCCAGUCUUUCAGCUCAGUCCUUCCAACAAAAUCCACUAAGAUUUAGUGUGAGGUCAGUGAAGAGGGACACACAUCCUACACCAAGUUACACAAAUCAGGUUUUGUGCCCUGAUUCAGAAGACAGGGAAAUCUCCUCAUCAAAGCCAGUGCUUUGAAUCUACCCUAGGUAUGGGAGCUGUGGGGUGGGUGGACUAUGUGUGAGUCCUUGCUUGCUGCUAAAGCAUGGUCCCUCGUGCACACACAGAAGGCCUGGGGGUGUAGGGCAGCCCUGUAAUCUGAGAAAGCAAUCUUGUGAGAGCCUGGGGAGGACAGGGGCAGGGUGACCCAGCACAGUGUCCCCAUGGAGCAGCAGGACCCUAAAAAAGUCACUGUCAUCUUCUGCCAUCAGCUGCUCCACCCAUGUUUUACUGUGCAGCUCAUAGGGUCAGGGAGGUUGGCUGCCCAGGAGCUCCUGCCAAGAGUUUCUGACCAACAACAGUUGCAAUGUGCAACUCCUGUGUGUUAUUCAGUCUUAAAGACAGGGGAGUGCUCACACCCUUGCAUAGUGUGUUGAGGUCUGGCAGCCACCACCACUGCCCAGCUCCAUCCUUCCAGGGAGUAAGCAGGGGCUUGAGAGCUGGCAGGGCACAACUGGUCCCCUGGUCCCCUCUGGUUCCAGUGAGACUGCCACCCCAGAGAGCAGCAUCUCCUCCCCAGAUGCCCAUAGCCACAGCAGCAGGUUUCUCGCUGGCUCUUUUCCAAAACUCGAGCAAUUAGAGCACUUCUGCUAUAUUAGUUUGCAUAAAUUAAUACAAUAGUGCCUCAGUGUUACUGGGUUAGUGCAGAAUUUCUGGCCCUGGGAAUGGCAAUUACCUGACAAUAAAUAAUUUCUUUAGGAAAUGAAGGGAAAACCUCGACAGUGGUUUUAUCCUGUCUGACAAGGCAUCAAACAGCUGGAAGAGGCUCUGUGCCACUUGCUGCUGUAAGCAGGGUAGGUUCUCCUCCUACCCUUGCAGAAGCUCUGUCAUGUGCUUCUGAUAUCUCUAAGCCAUGUAUCAAUGAAAUAAGAUCUUUUUUAAUGCACAUUAUGCUGAGUCUACCAUUCAGUUACCACAGUAUUUUGUAUUGUUACAUUUCUAUUGAGAGUACAUUAUGAUAAUUGCAUUUUUAAAUGUUAUACUCAUAUCAAUACCUCAUAUUUUUACCUCAUCUGUUGGUAUCAGUCAUUAGUUGUAAAUAAAUAAUUGCAGAGCUGAAUAAAUUUACAUAUAC
Molecule: messenger RNA, 6354 nt
Organism: Calypte anna (Anna's hummingbird)
Lineage: Eukaryota; Metazoa; Chordata; Aves; Apodiformes; Trochilidae
Gene: STARD13
Product: StAR related lipid transfer domain containing 13
Exons: 14
Coding region: 197-3553 (1118 amino acids)
Biological process (GO): actin cytoskeleton organization; signal transduction; regulation of Rho protein signal transduction
Molecular function (GO): protein binding; lipid binding; GTPase activator activity
Source: RefSeq, a predicted model, not a curated record